Molecule: messenger RNA, 2103 nt
Organism: Exophiala bonariae
Lineage: Eukaryota; Fungi; Ascomycota; Eurotiomycetes; Chaetothyriales; Herpotrichiellaceae
Gene: ILV2
Product: Acetolactate synthase, mitochondrial
Exons: 3
Coding region: 1-2103 (700 amino acids)
Biological process (GO): L-valine biosynthetic process
Cellular component (GO): mitochondrion; acetolactate synthase complex
Molecular function (GO): flavin adenine dinucleotide binding; acetolactate synthase activity; thiamine pyrophosphate binding
Source: RefSeq, a predicted model, not a curated record
AUGGCGACCAGGAUGAUGCCCAUGAGGCCUGGCUCAACCACCAUUCGUUCCAUCUCCAAACGAAGACCUUCAUGCUCGACCAAUUGUUUCUCCACCACCACUCCCGCCGCAGCUCUUUCACCUUACCGAAAAUCCCAAAAAUCAACCACAGAGCAGACGAGACGACCGGCCACCACUGCCGCGGCUCAGACACAAACAGCUCGACCCAUCCCCAGCCCAGCUUUCAACAAUGACUUCCGCCGGAAUGAGCCUUCGCCUUUGGUCAAUAGACAAUUACCCGAGCUCGAUGACUCAUUUGUUGGUCUCUCAGGAGGAGAAAUCUUCCAUGAGAUGAUGCUACGACAAGGUGUCAAGAACAUCUUUGGCUACCCUGGCGGUGCCAUUCUCCCAGUCUUCGAUGCCAUUUACAACUCGAAACACUUCAACUUCAUCCUUCCAAAACAUGAACAAGGCGCAGGUCAUAUGGCAGAAGGCUAUGCGAGAGCAUCCGGAAAGCCUGGCGUCGUCCUUGUAACAUCGGGGCCAGGUGCCACCAAUGUAAUCACUCCCAUGCAGGAUGCCAUGUCGGAUGGUACUCCCAUGGUUGUAUUCUGUGGUCAGGUACCAACUACUGCUAUUGGUACCGAUGCUUUCCAAGAGGCCGAUGUCAUUGGCAUUUCAAGAGCUUGCACAAAGUGGAAUGUCAUGGUCAAGAAUGUCGCAGAACUGCCAAAGAGGAUAAAGGAAGCCUUCGAAAUCGCCACCUCUGGAAGACCCGGUCCAGUUCUUGUCGACUUGCCAAAAGAUGUCACAGCUGGCAUCCUAAGGCGCCCCAUUCCAAUGCAAUCAACUUUACCUGCACAUCCAUCCGCCGCCACUUUGGCUGCCCGGGAUAUUUCUCGCCGACAAUUGGAGGGCACUAUCAACCGUGUGGCUGAUCUCAUCAACAUUGCCAAAAAGCCUGUCGUUUAUGCUGGACAAGGCGUCCUUGCUACACCCGAGGGACCGAAACUCCUAAAAGAACUUUCUGAAAAGGCCAAUAUCCCAGUAACAACCACUCUGCAAGGCUUGGGCGGGUUCGACGAACUGGAUCCUAAGUCCCUACAUAUGCUGGGUAUGCAUGGUGCAGCAUAUGCAAACAUGGCUAUGCAGGAAGCAGAUCUUAUCAUUGCUCUUGGUGCACGAUUCGAUGAUCGUGUCACUCUCAACAUUGCCGGUUUUGCUCCUCAAGCCAAGGCAGCUGCUGCGCAGAAGCGAGGUGGCAUUGUUCAUUUCGAAAUUAUGCCCAAGAACAUCAACAAAGUCGUGCAGGCAACUGAGGCUGUUGAGGGAGACGUUGCAGCCAAUCUUGCAGCCCUCCUACCCAAAGUGAAGAAGGUUGGCGACAGAUCAGAAUGGUUCGCCCAGAUUGCGGACUGGAAGAAAAGGUUCCCACUGAACAAUUUUGAGAGAGGCACUCCAGAGGGUUUGAUCAAGCCACAGGAAAUCAUCGAGAAAUUGUCAGAUAUGACCGCUCAUAUGAAGGAGAAGACCAUCAUUGCGACUGGUGUUGGUCAACAUCAAAUGUGGGCUGCUCAACAUUUCAGAUGGCGACAUCCACGAACAAUGGUCACCUCGGGUGGUCUAGGUACCAUGGGAUUUGGCCUACCCGCAGCCAUUGGUGCAAAGGUAGCUCAGCCUGAUGCACUCGUUGUUGAUAUUGAUGGUGAUGCCUCGUUCAACAUGACAUUGACGGAAUUGAGCACAGCAAACCAGUUCAAUAUUGGUGUCAAGGUUAUCAUCCUCAACAACGAAGAACAGGGUAUGGUCACUCAAUGGCAAAGUCUGUUCUACGAAGAUCGAUUCGCACACACUCAUCAGAAGAACCCCAAUUUCGUUGCUGUCUCAGAGGCCAUGGGUGUUCAAGCUCGGAAAUGUGUAAAACCAUCCGAGGUUGAGGAGUGCCUUGAGUGGCUCAUUAGCGGUACUGGAAACGAGCCUGCACUAUUGGAAGUUGUCGUUGACAAGAAGGUACCUGUUCUACCAAUGGUACCGGCUGGAAAAGCUCUACAUGAAUUCUUGGUAUAUGAUGAAGCCAAGGAGAAGGAACGAAGAGCCAUGAUGAAACAGCGGAGUGGUCACUAA